Molecule: messenger RNA, 1128 nt
Organism: Sporothrix schenckii 1099-18
Lineage: Eukaryota; Fungi; Ascomycota; Sordariomycetes; Ophiostomatales; Ophiostomataceae
Product: tRNA (cytidine32/guanosine34-2'-O)-methyltransferase
Exons: 2
Coding region: 1-1128 (375 amino acids)
Biological process (GO): tRNA methylation; cytoplasmic translation
Cellular component (GO): cytoplasm
Molecular function (GO): tRNA methyltransferase activity
Source: RefSeq, a predicted model, not a curated record
AUGGGCAAAUCGUCCAAGGAUAAGCGUGAUGCCUACUACCGGCUAGCCAAGGAGCAGGGCUGGCGCGCGCGGAGCGCCUUUAAGUUGCUGCAGCUCGACGAAGAGUUUGACCUGUUCUCCGGCGUGACUCGCGUGGUUGAUUUGUGUGCCGCACCCGGCAGUUGGUCACAGGUGCUGUCCCGCGUGCUGAUCAAGGGCGAGUCAUUUGGGCGCACGGCGUGGCAGAACCAAGAGGCGCUCGUCCGGCAGCAGAUGCUCCGCGUGGGGGGUCAACCGGCAGCGGCCACCGCACACAACGAGGCCGUGGCGCCUCCUCCCGCCCGCCACGAUGUCAAGAUUGUGGCCAUUGACCUGCAGCCCAUCAGCCCGCUGCCCGGCAUCGUGACACUCCGUGCCGACAUCACACACCCAGCGACGGUUCCGCUGCUUCUCAAGGCACUGGAUCCCGAGUCUGCACCCUCCGACACCAAUGCAAGCAACCCGGUCGACCUCGUGCUGAGCGACGGCGCGCCCGACGUCACCGGCCUGCACGACCUCGACAUGUACGUGCAGUCGCAGCUGCUGUUUGCGGCGCUGAACCUGGCGCUGUGUGUCCUGAAGCCGGGUGGCAAGUUUGUGGCCAAGAUUUUCCGGGGGCGCAAUGUCGACCUGCUCUUUGCACAGCUCAAGCUGUUUUUUACGCGCGUCGUCGUGGCCAAGCCGCGGUCGUCGCGGGCGAGCAGUGUGGAGGCGUUUAUCGUGUGCCUGGACUUUCGGCCACCGGCAGCCUUUCAGGCCAGUCUGGAGCGGCCGCUGGGUGUGGGCGACAUCGUCCCGGACCUGCCACCGGAAGGCGCGGACACGGCAGAGUCGUCUGCGUCAACGGCGGGCGACCACAUUGUCGAGGUGACGCUGGAAGACCUGCGGCCGUCUGACGCGAUCAGGGCGGCGCCGUCACUCGGCUCUCGCUGGAUCGCGCCGUUUGUGGCCUGUGGUGAUUUGUCCGCGUUCGAUUCGGACGCCUCGUACAAGCUGCCAGACGACUACGUGUCUCUGGAUCCUGUGCAGCCGCCGACGGCACCGCCAUACAAACGGGCGCUCGAGAUGCGCAAGGCCGCCGGCGGUGCCUACGGCAAGACGACAAUCUAG